AUGACGCGUGUCAAUGAGAAGCAGAACAGUUCUCAAAGUCCUCAUCCAUAUCUACAUGGCAACUUUGCUCCAAUCCACCGGGUCCAACCUCUCACUCGUUGCUCCUACUCCGGUACCAUCCCAGACGAGCUUGCUGGCGGCGAAUACGUGAGGAAUGGAGGGAAUCCAGUCACGCAUGGGGAUUUAGGAAGAGAUUUUCAUUGGUUUGAUGGGGACGGCAUGCUGAGUGGUGUUGCCUUUCGCCGGCGAGAUGGACACCUUCAGCCAGAAUUCGUGAAUCAAUACAUACUGACAGAUACCUACAUCUCGACUUCUACCACUCCCUCACUUCGACUACCCAUGCUUCCAAGUAUCGCCACACUUGUGAACCCGGCUUCCACUCUGCUCAACAUUAUCCUCCGCAUAUUUCGAACGCUCCUCCUGCUGAUACUUUCGAAUCUACCAGGCUCCCAAUUCACAAUCAAGAAAAUUAGUGUUGCCAAUACUGGGAUUCUUUACCAUGACGGCAGAGCUUUGGCAACGUGCGAAAGCGGACCUCCAAUGCGAGUAUCCCUUCCUGGCUUGGAAACAAUUGGCUGGUUUGAUGGGACGAAAGCAGAAGGAGAACCGGCAGAGGAGGGUGUAGCAGGAAAGAAAUUUGGAGGGGAAGGUAUUCUAAGCUUCAUGAAGGAAUGGACAACGGCCCACCCUCGAGUCGAUCCCAUUACCAAAGAUCUCAUUCUUUUCCAUUCAACAUUUAUCGCACCGUUUGUAUAUUAUUCGAUUAUACCCAGCACGCAAUAUACCUCAGUUGCAGCGCCUCGACUCAUUAAUUCUGCCGUUCCUGGAAUCAAGUCCGCCAAGAUGAUGCAUGAUUUUGGCGUUUCCCUUACACACACUGUUAUUAUGGACCUUCCGUUAUCACUUGACCCUCGAAAUCUCGCCCGAAAUAAGCCAGCGGUGGAAUACGAUCCAUCUGGACGUUCGAGGUUUGGCGUAUUUCCAAGAUGGAACCCCGAAGCUAUCAAAUGGUUUGAGACGAAUCCCUGUUGCAUCUUUCACACUGCCAAUACCUGGGAUGAGGAAGAAUUCAAUAAACACACUGGCAAAAUAGAGACAGCAGCAGUAAACAUGCUUGCUUGUCGAUUGACAAGCUCGUCACUGGUCUACAGCGCUGGAGAUAUCGCUGCACCAAUCCCUAAAGCAGUUGCAAAUCCAGAAUAUCCGCCCGAAGAGGAGCAAUGCCGGCUCUACUACUACCGAUUUUCUCUCACCAAACCCGCAAACAUCAUAACUCACCAAUUCGCACUCACAGCCAUUCCCUUUGAAUUUCCCUCCCUCCGCGACGACUCCUCCAUGAGUACCGCACGCUACAUCUACGGCUGUUCCGUAUCCGACAGCUCUUUCGGGGCAGCUCUCGGUCGCGCGGUCAAAAUCGAUUCACUUGUAAAAGUAGACGUCCAAGCCUUACUUUCCAACGCCCAAACGAAUCCUCCUACACCAAUUUCAGGCUGUGUCGAUACGCGCACGGUGUCUGAGAUUAUAGCCUCGGAUGAUUCGAACGACCCAAUCAAGAUCUUCAAAAUGCCUCGUGGCUUCUACGCGCAGGAACCGCGAUUCGUGCCGAGGAAGGAUGAGGGGAGCGAGGAUGAUGGCUGGGUGCUGAGUUAUGUUUUUGAUGAGAGUCAGCUUGACGAAAAUGGCAACGCGGGACCGGGAGCUCAUAGCGAAUUAUGGGUUAUUGAGGCAAAGGAAAUGAAAGAGGUUGUUUGUCGUGUUAAGCUUCCCCAGAGAGUGCCGUAUGGAUUGCAUGGCAAUUGGUUUUCCGAAGCCGAUGUCUUGGGUCAAAGGGGUGUGGAGUCGAUUCGCACGCUACCUUCUGUCAGGUCCAAGACGCUUGGAAAGGUGGGAGAGAGUGUCGGGAUGGAUGUGUGGAUGGCGAUUAGGGAGUGGGUGCUUGAUGUCAUUGGGUGA
Molecule: messenger RNA, 1953 nt
Organism: Lachnellula hyalina
Lineage: Eukaryota; Fungi; Ascomycota; Leotiomycetes; Helotiales; Lachnaceae
Gene: CCD1
Product: Carotenoid 9,10(9',10')-cleavage dioxygenase
Exons: 1
Coding region: 1-1953 (650 amino acids)
Biological process (GO): carotene catabolic process
Molecular function (GO): carotenoid dioxygenase activity
Source: RefSeq, a predicted model, not a curated record